AUGGCGGCGCGCCGGCUCGUGCUCAACGGGCUGACGGCGGAGGUGGGCGCGGGCGGCGCGGGGGACGGCGGCUCGCCGGACUCGCUCGAGUUCUACCACGAGCUGGAGCUGUACCACCAGCUGCUGGCGCUGCCCCCCGCGCCCCCCGCCUCGCCCCCCGCCUCGCCCCCCGCCUCGCCCCCCGCCUCGCCCCCCGCCUCGCCCCCCGCGCGGCGGCGGCGCGCGCGCACUCCCGACCCCACGCCCUCCGCCAAGUGCCUCGAGCCGCCGCGCCGCAGCCGCACGCCGGGCGGCGCGGGCGCAGCCCCCCCGCCCCCCGCGCUCCCCGCGCCGUCCGCACCCGCCGCGCCCGCCGAGCCCGCCGUGCGACACGCUCGGCAAACAACACCACCAGCAACAACAACAACAACAUCGCAGCCACAACACCUCCAGCAUAAGGACGUCGUCGCGGCGAACACACCAGAAACGCGGCUACUAACAACACCAGCGCAGCCCGGCGACGAAGUCCUGUUUCUUUGUGCUGUCAGCAGACCCAAUUUUGGGAAGAGUGCUAAAGGGACACACAUGGUCAACUUGUAG
Molecule: messenger RNA, 579 nt
Organism: Helicoverpa armigera (cotton bollworm)
Lineage: Eukaryota; Metazoa; Arthropoda; Insecta; Lepidoptera; Noctuidae
Exons: 3
Coding region: 1-579 (192 amino acids)
Source: RefSeq, a predicted model, not a curated record